Molecule: messenger RNA, 2984 nt
Organism: Mytilus californianus (California mussel)
Lineage: Eukaryota; Metazoa; Mollusca; Bivalvia; Mytilida; Mytilidae
Product: N-acetylated-alpha-linked acidic dipeptidase 2-like
Exons: 18
Coding region: 71-2425 (784 amino acids)
Molecular function (GO): carboxypeptidase activity
Source: RefSeq, a predicted model, not a curated record
AUAUAAAGUACACUCACACCGGUAGGACUAAGAUCCUGUCUGUCAUAUCUUCUGUGAAUAAAAAUCAAUUAUGGAUAUGUCGGAUUCUAAUGAGUAUAUGUUUAAGGAUGCUAAUCGCCGCCACGCUAACAGAAAGAUCUGGAUAUGUGGUGCUGUGGCAAUCAUUAUAGGGUUUGUCAUAGGGAUAUUGAUUGGAAGAUAUGCAACAUGUCCUGAGGAGAAAGAUGCUCCAAAACAGGACGGCACAUUUCUACCAGGUGUUUCAGAUUCUAUCAUAAAAGAUGGUGACCCCAAAAUAAGCGAGGAGAUAAUAAAUGGCAUUCGAGCAGACAAUAUCAGAGAAUAUCUAAGAGACCUAUCAGAAAAUCCUCACCUUGCUGGCACUCCCGCCGACUGGGAACAAGCCGACAAGUUACGGAAGUUUUGGACAGACAAUGGGUUAGACGAGGUAUUUAUCAGUGAAUAUGACGUGUUGCUGUCAUAUCCUAAUACAACAGACGAAGAUAAUAUGAACCAGAUACAGAUCGUCGACAACAGUACCGGCGAUAUCAUCUAUAAAUCACCAUUAUAUGAGGAUAUAUUGGAUGAAUCGGAAAACAAGUCCAAUGUUGUUCCACCUUUUAAUGCUUACUCUAAACCAGGAACUGUUGAAUCGGAUCAGUUGAUUUAUGUAAACUAUGGAAGAGUUGAGGAUUAUACUCAUUUAGACAGUUUAAAAAUAAAUGUAUCCGGGAAAAUUGUUAUUGCAAGAUAUGGGAAGAUAUUUCGAGGAGAUAAAGCAAAUCUAGCAUAUAUGCAUGGGGCCAUAGGAAUUAUACUAUACUCGGACCCAGCAGACUAUGCUAUGGGACAAACUGAUAGUUCACAAGUAUAUCCUCAUGACUGGUGGCUCCCAGCAUCAGGGGCACAACGCGGAACAAUAUUUCUGAGGUCCGGGGAUCCUUUAACGCCUGGCUAUCCAGCAACAGAGACUGCAUACCGUCUAGGAGAGGAUGAACCAGAAGCUGGCUUACCAAAAAUUAUAACACACCCUGUUGGAUACGGCAUCGCUGAAAAAAUACUGCAACAGAUGACUGGUGAUAAUGUUACAUCGGAGUGGGAAGGUGAUGUACCAAACGUCACUUACAGAUAUGGUGGACAGUUGAGUAAUUCAACAUGGAAAGUCAAAAUGAGGAUAUCUACAGCAAAUAAAAGAGUCAAUACUUACAAUGUUAUUGGAAUAAUAAGGGGAGCUAUUGAACCAGACAGAUACGUACUUUUGGGUAACCAUAGAGACGCUUGGGUGUUUGGUUCAAUUGAUCCUUCCAGUGGUACAGCUGUAAUGAAGGAGGUGUCACGUGUCAUGGGACAACUGGUUAAAAGUAACAAAUGGCGACCACGUCGGUCCAUAAUAUUUUGUAGCUGGGGAGCAGAAGAAUAUGGUUUAGUUGGUUCUGUAGAAUGGGUUGAGCAAUAUGUAAAAAAUCUAGCGGAGAGAUCACUUGCUUAUCUAAAUGUUGAUCUAGCUUUGCAAGGUAACUUUUCUCUGAGGGCGCUGUCGACUCCACUGUUGUAUGAUGUCAUUUUCUCAGCUACGAAAAAGGUCCCUAAUCCAGACUCCACUGAAAUCCAUAAAACUGUUUAUGAUAAAUGGAAGGCAUCUUUUCCAAAGGAUAGCAGUGACCCUAACAGUGUUCCUCGUGUUGGUGGUGUUGGUUCCGGAAGUGAUUAUGCUCCAAUGGUAAAAAUGGUUGGUUUACCCAGCUGUGAUGUCCGUUAUACAUUCGAUCCUAACAAGUACCAGUUGUCUUCCUAUCCACUGUACCAUUCAAAGUAUGAAACUUUUAAGGCUGUUGAUGAAAUCAUGGACCGGGGUUUCAAGCAUCACCAAGCCACAGGACAGGUAUGGGCAGAGAUGGCAAGGGCUUUAGCCGAUACAAUGGUUAUUCCAUUAGAUGUUGUAAACUUCGCAAUGGAACUGCUUUCCCUGGUAAAUACCCUUGACGACGAUUAUGGAACAAUGCUGCGAAAUCACAGUAUAACUUUUGAUGAUUUAAAAACGGUGACAGACAAUCUUAAAACAGAGGCAAUGGCUUUCAAAAGCAGGUUAACAAAAGUAAAUAAAUAUAAUCCUCUAGAAGUUCGGCAUAUAAACGAUCAGUUAAUAUUGUUUGAAAGAUCCUUUUUAGAUCCACAAGGUCUUCCUGGACGACCGUAUGCUAGGCAUGUACUGUUUGCCGAGAGUCUGGUAAACACGUAUGCUGGAAGUAGUUUCCCAGGAUUGGUGGAUUCCUUGUUUGAAAUCGAAAAAGACCCGGAUCAAAAAGGUCGAUGGAAUAUUGUUAAGAAACAUUUUUCAGUCAUUUUAUUUACCAUAGAAUCAGCUACUUCCACUUUAAGAGAAGUUACAAAAUUCAUGCCAGUUUUUAAUAAAGGUAGUUCGUGAUUUGUACGUACUGCACAUAGUUUCAUUGAAUGUUACAUAUUUUGAUAAAUAUUUAAUGCUUAUUUUAAACAGAAUAUGGAUAGCUUUAAGAAAAUAUAUUCUUUAGUAUUAUACUUUCUUGAACCAAAAUAAUGCCAACGCUUAUUUUAAUGCCAUUUUUCUUAUUUUCGAUGUUUUUGAUUAUAUUUGUUUACAUUAAUCGAGUGAAAAAUAAAAUACGUCAUAUAUAAAAUGAUGAAUUAUGAUAGCACUGAAUGUAGUAGAUUUUUCUUGUAUAUAACAAUGGAAUUAAACUGAAGGAUGCAUGCGUUAUAAAAUUAUUUGGAAUAUGUAUAUGUAUAUCAUUCAUUUAUAAAUUAUUUUAAUACCAGUUUGAUUUACGUCAAUAAAACAACAUGAUAAAAACCAAUAAAACAUUUAGUUGUGCCUAAACGUUUGAUAGCAUCAUUAAAAUAAAUAUUCCAUGUUUCAAAGAAGUUUGUAAAGUAUAUGGUACUGUAGAUUUCGAAAGAAAGCAGUUGUGAAAACAAUUACGGUUUCAGAUUACACAAUCGAUAUU